CAAAGAAUGUCACGUGUGGUAGAAGAAGAAGAAUAUAUUGUAGAGGGUUUAUGGAGCGUGCGUACAGGACAAUGUAGAGAAGGAAGGAGAGGAGUAAAAGGAAAAAAAGUCCAUAUCCCGAUGUUGAAUAUUUGUGUAAGAAGGGUAUAUAAAAAUCAUCAUCGAAUGAGAAGGAUCAGACGCAUUCGACAAGCGGUGGUGAUGCAAACUCGUUGCGCGGGUGUCGAAGGAAGAAAAAAGUUGUUGGCUGAUGUCUUUUUGCCACAAAAAUGGUGAAAAUAGUGUUGAAAGGAGUGAAAAUUAGGAUAUUCAGUAUAUCAGAACAUGACGGGACAUGAAGAUGACUACCUAGUUAGAGUACGUGCGCAGGUGAUGACCAGGGAUGAGAGUACAGAGGGUUGGGUACCGCUGCCGAGUGGUGGGCUCGCAUAUGUGUCCAUCAGGAAGCGCGCCCGCCUCCCGCCAGAAGUUGGUGGCCAUGAAUACAUCAUUUACGGUCAGCGAAUUUCCGACCAAACUGUCAUCCUGAGCUGUGUCAUCAACAGGGACCUGCAAUACUUCAAAGUCAUGCCAACAUUUCAUCACUGGCGAGCUGGGAAGCAACGCAAUGGUCUCACAUUUCAAACAGCCGCCGAUGCGAGAGCUUUCGACAAGGGCAUCAUUAGGGCGUAUGAUGACCUAAUUGACGGAUUGGAUACAACUGAUACGAACAAAUCAUCACCGUGGAAACCAUUUUUAAAUAAAUACGAUUCAACAGUGGGUGAAGAUGAUGUCUUCAUGACGCUGGAUCUACCCUUGGAGCCAUCGGAAUCUCGUUCCAAUUCCAAUUCCGAAGGAAGCCAAAAGAGCGAAAAGCAAAAUGUUCACUACAUAUCGACUGAGAAGCCUCCACCACCGCCACCGCCACUUGAGCAGCUCUCACCAAAUCCCAGUUCCAAUAAUCAGGAGGCACCGGGUGGGAUAAUGCCCGGCGAUAACUAUUCCUACGUCCAAUUGACGGCAGUCCAUGAAUACAAUUACCCCGUUGUGGAUGAACCCAAUGUUGGUGCUGUGAUUAGCACGAGGCGCGACUCAACGUGUAGCCUCAAAAAAAGGACUGCUCUAGAGGUACCUCAGUCUGCCCUCAAGGAUGUCCUGCCAGUUAAAACAAGACUGCGCUGUCGGUAUUGCCAGGAGUUCUAUACGGAAGAAUGGAAUCGCAAAGGAGCGUGCGAAUAUGCACCAGAUUGCUUUCGCGUGGGUUUGGAUAAUAUGUCGGGGAUGGUGUGUGCCCGUGGGAUGCUGUAUCACUGCAUGAGUGAUCCAGAGGGGGACAUGCCAGCCCAUCCGUGUGAAUGUGUCAAUGAUUCCGGAUGCACCAAACGCUGGCUCGGCCUGGCUCUGCUGUCACUCCUUGUACCCUGCCUGUGGUGCUAUCCACCCUUGCGCGCCUGCCACUGGCUUGGGAUGUCCUGUGGCGUCUGCGGUGGGAAGCACAGACCACAGGACUGACGGUGGGACACACUCCAGGCCAAACAACUUCCGGACAGUGACAGACAGCAGUGCUACAAUCAGUAUCAGACAAUUUCCCUGGGCACCCGCGCACCCAGGCAUGUGAGAUUUGCCGAUGAGACACAGAAUUGGAUUUAAAACAAAGAUUUCAUGGAGGGAGUUUUCUUGGUGUUGAUCAACUCCACCUUUUACUCCUUCCACGGAAAAAAAAAACUGCAAAAGAACUGCAGGCAGAGAAAGGUAAGAGAUUCAAAUUAAAACUACCACAACAUUCCUUACUUUCCUAUUCUUUCCAAAGAAUAUUUAAAAGAAAAAUGCAGACAACUUGGAAUAAUAAAAAAACCAUUGCAGAGACAUAAAAACAAAUUAAAAAAUAAAUAAAAAUUAAAUGAAAUGGAAGGAAAGGAAAAUAUAUUUAAACUAAAUAUAUAUAAAUGUCUUCUUAUGUCUCAAUGAUAAAAUAACAGAAAGAAAAAAAAUGUUUUUUUCUCUGAGAAAGAAAAAUAAAACUUUCAAAGAAAAAAAAUCAAUUAUAAAGAGAAAAAAAUCCUCAAUGUUGGGUAUUUUGUAAAAAAAAAAAGAGAAAAUUCCACGGAAAUUACCUUUCAAGUGACAUUUUGCAAAUAGUUUUAGGAAAAAAAUUUCUUUGAAAAGAAAAAUCUCGCUUGGAAAGGAAUGUGGCCACACUUAUUUCCCAGAAUUUUCUCUAGGGGCUCAUUUAAAAAAUAAAUUACAUUUUAACCCAAAAUUGAUGAUUUUUUUUUUUCAAAUCUACUAAAUGGUGUGUUUAAAGACAUUUUUUUUUAAUUUUGAAGGAAAAUAGCUAAAAUGGGGGAAAAUAAAGGGACGAAAGAGUUCUUUUUUUUCAUUGUUAUCAAUGAAACAAUGUUAUCAAUAUCAGAGACGACGAUUCAAAGUGAAAAUAUUUAAAAAAUAAUAUUCGUCUAAAGUAUUGAAUGUUUUUGAAUAUUUUUAAAUAUUUUUCCAGAUAUUUUGAAUAUUUUUGAAAUAUUUAGAAUCUUCUAACAUUUAGAAUAUUUGUCAGAUAUUUUCAAGUAUUCCGAAUAUAAUUAUUUAAAGGUUUUCAUACUUUUCUUUUUAAUAUCCAAAAGUAAUUUUACGUUCUUUUAAUUCUUUUUUAGAAAGUAUUUUUAAAGUUUAAUUUUUAUUUAUGAAAACAGAGAUUUCAUACUGAAAGGAUUUUUUUUAAAUUUGUUUCUCUUGACUAUUUUCUAAAAAAAAAAGCCAAGAAAAAUUAUUCAUGAAAAAAAAAUAUAAAAACCUGAACUUAAUUUUGGAAAAUUAAUUUUUUUUUAAAAAUUCUUUUAUUUGUCUUCAGUUGAUCUAGUUCUAUUUAGUUAGUUAGUUUGAUUUUUUUAAAAUAUUGAAAAUUGAUUAAAAUUCGUAAUUAUUGUUUAAAUAAAAAUGUUUAGAAAUAUUCUAAAAUAUUCAAAAACCUUUAAAAAAUAUUUUUAAAGUAUUCAAAAAAGUUAUAAAAUGACAAAAAAGCGAAGAAUCUCGAAAAUAAAACAUUUUUGCCCUUUAUAUUUCCUCUUUAACCAAGAGAACAUGUACCCUAAAAAUGAGAAAAAAUUCUCAAAUGAAAAGAAAAACAUCUCGAAUAUUUUGAACUUUAUACCUACAAAAAAUUUGACACCAUCUUGCUUAUUUUAUAAGCAAAAUUUAUGGAAGAAAAAUUAAAAGAAUAAAUGUAAGAUUUUUUUGUUAUUCAAAAUUGAAAAAAUUACGUUGAAAAAAAACAAAGAAGAUGAAAAGCGACAAAAAAACACAUUUGAUCAUCUCUAAAAAUAUUUUUAAAUGAAUAUUUUAGGGCUCAGGGAUGAUGGAAAUCUGUUUUUUUUUAAAUAAACAAAGAAUAAAUGAAAUAAAAGAAAAUUGUAAGAUUAUCAUUAAAUUAUUUUAUCAUACAUUUAUAUACAAAAGAAAAUUAAAUAAAUAAUAUAUUGUAAUGAAAAGAAAAAGAAAUAUAUGGAAGAAUGCAUGAAAAAUAAUCACUAAGAUAAGGUAAAAAAAAUAUAAAUGAAGAAAAAAAUAUCUGAGAAAAGGAAAUAUUUAUGAUAAAUUAUUUAAGAAUAAUUAUAUUGAAAAGAAGAGAAAUUAUAGGUCAUAUGAAUAUUACAAAAAAAUAUGUAAAUUAUUGAGAAAAUAAGUAUGUAUUAUCUACAUAAUAUUAAUCAAAAAAAAAACAAAGUGAGAAAAGAAAAAAAUGUAAAGAUGAAAGAAGUGAAAAGAGAAAUUUAUAUACAAAAUGUAAAGAUCAAUGCCAAUUUUUUUCUUUAAUUAAAAUUUUAGCCAGUUUGUAGCAAUAUUUUUUUUAAUUCUUAAAAAAAUAAAUUUUCAUUAAUUUAUUUUAAGGGAAAAAUUUCACAAAGCGCCACAAAAAAUUAAAAGAAAAAAAAGAAAUCUCUUUUUGAUCCAAUUAGGUGGAUAAAAUUCGCCAAAAAAGGAAUCUUUAGAUUAAUUGAAUGAAAAAGAAAAGAGAGAAUAUUUCAAUUGCAAAGGAAUGCUAUUUUUUCUAUUUUAAUUAGCUUUAAACUACGAAGCCAAGUGAGGGAAAUUUCGUGAUGGAUAAAUUGGGGAAGAUAUUUUAGAGGGGAAAAAUUGAAAUGAUUAACUUUGAAAAGAGCGCACAGUUUGACUAGUUAAAUUUCAUUAAUAAAUUAUGCAUUUUUAUCCUUUUUGUUAUUCUGCAAAAAAAAUAUCAAAUACACGUUUUAUUGCAAAAUCUCAUUUUUCUAAUUUAAAAAAAAAACUUAUCGAAUUUUUUAUACUAAAAAAGGAAGUGGUUUGAAACGAUAAAAGGACGUUGGAGAGAAAGAAAAAAAUUACAAUUCAGUGGAAAAGAUGAAGGAAAUUAUUGGAAAAUCGUGACUUUUACUUUCAUCAUUCAUUCAUUGUAAUGUAUUACGUAUUAUAUAUUAAAAAAAACCAGAUGGAUAAAAUAUUUAUUAGAUUGUAAUAAAUGUGUAAAAUAAAUGAAAAACUAUUUGGGAAGAUUA
Messenger RNA from Lutzomyia longipalpis, 4511 nucleotides. It is a transcript of the gene Spred, whose product is annotated as sprouty-related, EVH1 domain-containing protein 1. Lineage: Eukaryota; Metazoa; Arthropoda; Insecta; Diptera; Psychodidae. Gene Ontology annotation, cellular component: membrane. Gene Ontology annotation, biological process: negative regulation of MAPK cascade; multicellular organism development. The record is from RefSeq and is a predicted model, not a curated record. The coding region runs from base 325 to 1491 and encodes 388 amino acids. The transcript is spliced from 6 exons. Gene Ontology annotation, molecular function: protein kinase binding.